Molecule: messenger RNA, 1812 nt
Organism: Ictalurus punctatus (channel catfish)
Lineage: Eukaryota; Metazoa; Chordata; Actinopteri; Siluriformes; Ictaluridae
Gene: bhlha9
Product: basic helix-loop-helix family, member a9
Exons: 1
Coding region: 258-1106 (282 amino acids)
Biological process (GO): regulation of transcription by RNA polymerase II; developmental process
Molecular function (GO): protein dimerization activity; RNA polymerase II transcription regulatory region sequence-specific DNA binding; DNA-binding transcription factor activity, RNA polymerase II-specific
Source: RefSeq, a predicted model, not a curated record
AGGAAGGUGUGUCUGUUCUGCAAACUGAUGCAUUUGCCUGGAGGGGACUCGUAAACACGGCGCGCCAUUCCUCAUGGGUGACUGUACCAUGUGACUCUAGGAGAAGGUGCUUUAAAAAGCAGUCGUACCUGUUGGGAGAAAGCAGAGGAAAUCAUACAGUGGCACCAGCCAAAAGAGGCUCUGGACUGCACGGCAAAGCUGAGACCGCGGUACUGAACUUCACGGGGAACUGUAGAACCGAGGCGCAUCUAGCAGCAAUGACGAGUCGCAGCAGCUUCACUCUUCACUCUGGCUCGGAGUUCUCCGAGGAGGAGUUGGAGCUGAGUCCGGAGGCUCAGAUGGACGAUGACACCCUCGACAGCAGCAGGAAAGGUUCCUACACCGAUAGCGCAAGUCCCAGCAGCACCCUGAGCGAGGCCGAGGAGGGUCGGCCGAAGAAACGCAGCAGGCCGGUGCGCUCCACGGCCCGUAGGAUGGCAGCCAACGUGAGGGAGAGGAAGCGAAUUCUGGAUUACAACCAGGCCUUCAACGCACUGCGUGUGGCACUCCAUCACGACCUGAGUGGCAAACGGCUUUCCAAGAUAGCCACGUUGCAGCGUGCCAUCAACCGCAUCUCAGCGCUUUCUGUGUUUCUUAGGAACAAUCCACCCAACGGAGCCAGCAAACCCUGCACACACCGGGAAUGCUACGGACAACCCGGACAGGUGUCCCCGACCGAUGUAGAGCCCCAGGGGUUCAUGUCCUGGGAACAACCACUGGCGCUCCAGAUGCAGAAGCACAGACUGCCUUCAGAGCAGCAAGUUUACAUGGACCAUUUCAGACACGCGGGUUCUACCUGUCCGCUAUUGCCACACUAUUCCUGCUACUCGCCCGAUGUCCAGCUUUAUGCGAACGGUGGAUCCUGCGGCAGUCCUGCCAGUGACGAUGCCAGUCCUCCUCGGUACGGGCGACAGGGUGACUGGUUGGGCCACCAGGCUGGGGUUUGGGGAUCCUGUUCUCAGCGCUACGCGGAUGGGCACAGUGAGGCAACUCAGACUCUACCUUUCUCUUGGCACAUGGGCUAUCUCCAGGAGACGGGUCCUCAACACUGCUAUCCGAUGCUAUGACACGUCUUCUGAGGGAGCUGUAAUACAAUGUGAUGAGGACGCUGUGUAGGUGCAAUCUCGACAUCAUAACCUGAUCUGAGGCGCCGACACUGGACAAUCGACCUGUACGAUGAAUAAAUAUUUCAGACGUAAUGAGACUGGAGUUUAAAGUCAUUGCAUUAACGAACGGACAUGCGAAUUACGACCCAGUACGUCACACUGCCGGGCUUACAAUCUAAAACCUCAGAAACGCACAGUGGAUGUAGAGGUAAAUAAAAGUGUCGUGAGAUGUACCUAUGCCGGAAAUGCUCGGGAAACACCGACUGCAUGAACGGGAAGAUACUCGUUGUUGUAAAUAUAUCGAUCCUUGCUUUCUAAUAAAAAUCAUACAGAAUAACAAAGUGGACCAAGUUCAUUCUUUGGUGUGAUCCUUAUGAUUAUAAAAGCUUUGAGUUUUAUAGCGACAGGAAGGGAAACGCGUAGGAAUCUGCUCAAAAACGCACAGUGGAUGUAGAGGUAAAUAAAAGUGUCGUGAAUUGUACCUAUGCUAGUAAUGCUCAGGAGUCACUGAUUGUAUGAAUAGGCAGAUACUCUGUUAACUAAUUUCUCAGUGGACAAGAUAGUCUCUAUGACUAUUAAAUUGCAAUUUUAUUAUAAUAUUAUAUGCAUUAUGUAUAUGUGUGUAUGUAUGUAUGUAUGUAUGUAUGUAUCCCAUGGACAUAGAGAU